This is a messenger RNA of Aricia agestis (brown argus), 5967 nucleotides long. RefSeq names its product laminin subunit gamma-1 (gene LanB2). The transcript has 29 exons. The coding region runs from base 108 to 5018 and encodes 1636 amino acids. The record is from RefSeq and is a predicted model, not a curated record. NCBI's taxonomy places the organism in Eukaryota, Metazoa, Arthropoda, Insecta, Lepidoptera, Lycaenidae.
ACACGUGCAGUAAGCUGAUCUUUGCGCUAGUGUUGUGAAACAGGCUGAGGCGUCAGUGCUCGGUCGACCAGCAGGCGCGUCGACGCGGGCUCCACGCGCUAUACAAAAUGGCGCGCCCUCUCAUCUGUACACACUUUCUAACGUUUAUGACGUUCGCAUUCGCACAGGAUUACUACCAAACCCCGUGGAUUGGAUCGCAAAAACUUGCCUCGUGCUACAACAACGAGGGCCAACCGCAAAGAUGUAUACCGGAGUUCCAAAAUGCCGCCUUUAUGGUGCAAAUGGAGGCCACAAACACAUGCGGUGACAAUGGUGUGAAGAUGUAUUGUAUACAGACCUCCGCUGGCACUUCGACAAGGUCUUGUGAUUAUUGUCAACGGGAUCAGUUCUCCAGCUAUUAUUUGACUGACUUGCAUUACGAACAGGACAAUCAAACAUGGUGGCAAUCAGAAACGAUGAAGGAAGGCAUCCAAUAUCCGAAUCAAGUAAAUUUAACGUUGCAUUUAGGUAAGGCGUUUGACAUCACAUACGUUAGGAUUGUUUUCUAUUCUCCACGACCACAAAGUUUCGCCAUAUACAAAAAAACCAGUGAAGAUUCAGAAUGGGAGCCCUAUCAAUAUUUCAGUGCGUCAUGUCGUGAUACAUACGGAGUCCAAGAGCAGCGCGCUGCGGAGUUAGGAGCAGAAACGAGGGCGCUGUGCACCAGUGAAUAUUCAGACAUAUCUCCCUUAUCUGGUGGUAACGUCCUGUUCUCCACACUUGAAGGCCGUCCAUCCGCUUUCACCUUCGACAGCAGCCCUGAAUUACAGGAAUGGGUAACUGCGACUGACCUGCGUAUAUCUUUGGAUCGUUUGAACACUUUCGGAGAUGAAAUUUUCGGUGACGUCCAAGUGUUGCAAUCUUAUUGGUACGCUAUAGCUGACGUGGCGGUCGGUGCUCGCUGCAAGUGCAAUGGGCACGCCUCUGUUUGCGACGCCCAAGAGCUCUCCGACGGUACUAGGGCUAGGUACUGUAGGUGUGAGCAUAAUACUGCUGGUAGAGAGUGUGAGAAGUGCUUGGAUUUCUACAAUGACGCCCCCUGGGGUCGAGCUUCCCCUACUAAUGUACACGAAUGUAAAGCGUGCAAUUGUAACGGAUUCUCGAACAAAUGCUACUUUGACAAGGAUUUGUAUGAACGCACUGGACAUGGCGGCCAUUGUAUAGAUUGCGCGGAGAACAGAGAUGGCGCCAACUGUGAGAGGUGCAAAGAGAACUUCUUCCAAGGCACUGAGGAGAUCUGUAUGCCUUGCAACUGUAACCCUAUUGGUUCUCGCAGUCUUCAGUGCAACGCCCAAGGCAAAUGCCAAUGUAAGCCAGGAGUGACGGGAGACAAAUGCGACGUGUGUGCUCCCAAUCAUUACGAGUUCACGAACCAAGGUUGCAAACCGUGUGGUUGCAACGAGUCCGGCUCCUUCGCCAACACGCCUCAGUGCGACUCCGAAACUGGUAUCUGUUUGUGCAAACAAAACGUGGAAGGAAGACAAUGUAAGGAGUGUAAACCCGGAUUUUUCAACCUCGAUAUUGCGAAUGAGUUUGGCUGCACGCCGUGCUUCUGUUUCGGCCACUCCUCUCAAUGUAGCUCGGCACCAAAGUAUCAGGCUCACGAAAUAAGCGCGCACUUUAUCAGAGACGCGGAGAAAUGGAGCGCAGAGGAUAUCAAUAAGCAACCAGCUCAACUACAGUUUAAUGCAAACACACAAAAUAUAGCUGUUGUAUCGAAGAACUCAGAUAUAGUGUACUUUGUGGCUGCCAGUCAAUUCCUUGGAGACCAAAGACCUUCGUACAAUCACGAUCUUAAGUUCACUCUUCGACUAGGGGAAGAUAGAGGCUACCCGUCGUCUCAGGAUAUUAUUCUAGAAGGUGCAAGAACUUCUGUGUCUAUGAACAUAUACGGACAAAACAACCCGGAACCAAAUGAUCAGGCUCAAGAAUACAAAUUUAGAUUGCACGAGGACCCAAGGUACGGAUGGACACCCACACUAUCGAACUUCGAGUUUAUGUCGAUUCUUCAGAAUUUGACCGCCAUUAAGAUCAGAGGAACUUACAAUAAGGGCGGCCAGGGAUAUCUGAUGAACUUCAAGUUGGAUACCGCGAAGAUCGGAAGGGAAAAGGGUUCGGCGGCUGCGAAUUGGGUCGAGAAAUGUUCCUGUCCUAAAGCGUACGUGGGUGAUUACUGCGAGGAGUGUGCGCCGGGCUUCAAACACGAGCCAGCGAACGGCGGCCCUUAUUCUACCUGCAUACCCUGCGAUUGUAACGGGCACGCACACAUCUGCGACACAGCAACAGGUUUCUGUAUCUGCAAACACAAUACGACUGGCAGCAAUUGUGAAUUGUGUGCCAAGGGUUUCUAUGGCAACGCCAUAGCUGGUACGCCAGACGACUGCAAGCCCUGCCCGUGCCCUAAGGACAGCGGGUGUAUCCAGUUGAUGGAUCAAAGCAUUGUGUGCACUGACUGUCCCGUUGGUUAUGCCGGUCCAAGGUGCGAAGUUUGCGCGGACGGUCACUUCGGCGACCCAACGGGUCAGUUCGGCCCGGCACAGGAGUGCGAGGAGUGUCAGUGUAACGGCAACGUCGACCCCAACGCCGUCGGCAACUGCAACAGAACUACUGGCGAAUGUCUCAAGUGCAUUUACAAUACCGCCGGCGAUCAUUGCGACAAGUGUUUGAGUGGAUACUUCGGCUAUGCACUUGACCAAAAGAAGAAGGGAGAUUGCAAGCCGUGUAUGUGUCACGAGGCGGGCACAUUGGAGAGCCCUGAAGGACCCCCGCAGUGCGACGGCUUGACCGGCUACUGUUCUUGCCGACCGCAUGUCAUAGGCCGAAACUGUGAUAAAUGUGAAGACGGCUAUUACAAUAUCAAUUCUGGGGAAGGCUGCAAACCUUGCAACUGCAAUCUGGAGGGUUCGUUCAACAGCACCUGCCAUCCUGAAACCGGACAGUGUUAUUGUAAACCUGGUAUUGAUGGUCUCCAUUGCGAUCGUUGUCGCGUGUACCACUACGGGUUCUCGACGGAGGGUUGUCAGGACUGCGACUGCGACGACUGGGGCUCGACGAACUACCAGUGCGACAAGCUCGGCCAGUGUCCCUGCCAAGAGUUCGUCGAGGGACGACGGUGUGAUAGGUGUAUGGAGAACAAGAUGCGAAGAGGCGAUGGUCGUGGCUGCGAGGACUGUCCUCCGUGUUACAACUUAGUCCAGGACGCUGUCAACCAACACAGAAAGGAACUCAAGGAGUUAGAUGACAUCCUAGCGAAGAUAUCGAAGGCUCCCACAGUGGUUGAGAAUGCGGACUUCGACAACGAAUUGCAGCGGGUUCGAGACGAUAUCGAGCGACUAGUAGAGGAAGCUCAGGAGCAACUUGGCAACGGCGCCGGCGACGGUCUCACCAACAGCCUGGCUGAGCUGGCUGAUAGACUGGCUGAUGUCAGUAACAUGCUGUACAAAAUAGAAGACGAAAGCUAUGAAGGUAAUGAGUCUGUGGAAAAGAGUAGGAGCAAUGCCUCCAAAGCAGAAAACACCAUAGAGGCCGCUCAGAAAGAAAUCAACAGUGCCUUGGAAUAUCUUGACGGGGAAGGAGCAGCCGCCUUAGCGAAAGCUCGCAACAGAUCCGACCAAUUCGGUAAACAGUCGGUGGACAUGUCAGCUCUAGCUAAAGAGUCUAGAUUACUUGCGGAAAAACUAGAAAAUGAAGCCAAAAAUAUCAGAGAUAUAGCCGAGAAGGCUUUUAAUACAUCUCAGCAAGCUCACUCAAUCGCUAAGGAGGGAAUUACCAAACAAGCUAACAUCAGCAAUGAAGUUCAAAUUUUGGCUAACGAAUUGAAUGCAGCGUCAGGUAAAUUAAAUAGCAUGACUGAAUUGGCCGACCAGGCCUUGAAGCGGGCUAAAGGAGUCUACGACGAAGCUUUAGGGCUAUAUGCCGAAGUGAACACAACUCUGUUACCUGAUAUCAAGAUGGACAAAUUACAUCACGAUUCGAUGGAAAUGAAUAAAACUAUCGACGUUAAGUUAGCAGAGUUGGACAACAUUAUUGAGAAGAACGAAAAUACUCUUCACGCAUUAGAACAAGAAACUCAAAGAGGGAAAGACAUUCUAGAACAGGGACACGACAGACAGGACGAACUAAACGAUCUGUUGGUCAAGUUAGACGAAAUACAAGCGCAGGCGAAAAAUGACGUCGAACUUACUAACGCCACUUUGAAAGACGCCAAUGAAAUAUACAAAACUCUAAAAGAGUUCAGUGACCAAGUGACAGAAUCUCGCCAGAGAGCGGAACAGGCCGCGCUGGAUGUGCCAGAAGUACAAGAGAAGGUGGCAACAGCCGAUCUGAACAUCCAGAAUAUUAUCCAGGAGUUGAACGAUGCCAGUGACAAGGCGAAGGAAGCGAGGGACUUGGCUCAGCAGGCACAAAAACAGUACGCCGAUAAGGCAUCCGAAGCAGCUCACGAAAUAAGGAAGAAGGCCUCGUCUUCCAGGGGUGAGGCUGGUCGACUUUUGGACGAAGCUGACAAACUUUCAACACGCGUACAAGGAACCGCAAAACAGAUAGACGAUUUGAAGAAACAAGCUGAAGAAAACAUGCAGCUUACUAGCGACGCCAAGAUGAAGGUCGGACAAGCCAAUACCGACGCUAGAGAGGCGGAAAAGCAGGUGUCGAAGGGUCUAGAAGAUCUGAAGACUAUAAUGGAUGAGCUACAGAACUUACCGACCCUUGAUGACGCUGCUUUGGAUAGAUUGCAAAAGAACCUCGAUAAAGCCGAAGGCGACUUGAUCAAGGUUGACCUUGAUGGGAAGAUCAAAUCGCUGACCGAAGCCAAAAACAACCAUCACAGGUGGAUGAAGCAAUACCAAGACGAGAAAGAUGAACUUCGUGCCGAAGUGGACAAUGUGAAGGAUAUUCUGAAUCAGCUGCCAGAUGGAUGCUUCAAGAGAAUCGUCCUAGAACCCACCGAGGGACCAAGCAGAGGCGCGGGUUACAGCUAGACCCUUAUUUUAAAUGAAAAUAAAUUGAAAUUGCAGUCUUAAAAGUACAGUAAAGCGAGGCCACAAUGUUCCAGUAAGUCGCAUUGACGUAGAAUAGCGCGUUGGUCCCACCUGCGUUGUGUAAACGCAUGUCAACAUAAUACAAGGCGGCGAUAAUAUCAUUCACUUUAUCCCACUUCAUCUUUAUUCCGCUGUUCGGUCAAAAUACCAUAUCCGACGGUACAACGCGUUAUUUUGGCAUAUUAUAAUAAAUAUGUAAUGCCGCUGCGGCCAAGGGAGUAAUGUGACCUCGCCCUUAUGAUGCGACGACAACAACAAAAUUGCACAGUUCGCUAACAAUAGACAUACAAAACCGUUCUUUUCGUUUUAGGCGUCUCUUAGGCGUCUUAUUUUUAUUAGAAUUCUAAUAACAAAAAGUAAGUAGUAGUAUACGUUUUUUAUAGUACUGUACAUAAGUCUACUGUAACCGAACUGUGCUCAUUGAUCGUCAAUAUAUUGUGCCAAUAAUAUCUAUAAUGUGCCAACAGCCAAGUCAAUUUGACCACAGCUGAGUACUUUACGCUUUGAGUGCCUUAAUAAUAGAACAAAAUAUUUCAUCCAAAAUAUUCUAUUUGAAGAACUUUGUCCGAUUAAAAAACGUAUCGUAAGUGCUACAAUAAAAUAUAACAAAGUAGUUAAGUAGUACUUAUUAGGUAUUUAAUACAACGUAUUCCUUUCAUGCAUUUUUGUGUAUUUAUAAGAGUUAGAUUACAUUAGUUCGAUCUGCAGAGAAUAUAUCGUUAAGACUUACCAAGGUAUUCGUAGAUCAUAACAUUUUUUAUGACUUCAGUCCGAUGUAAUACUCAAUUUUGAACUCUAGUUCUAUAUUAUUAAGGUUAGCGUAACGUUAAGGUCAGCGUUACACCGAGUACCGAGUUUGUUGGCGACUUUACAAUGCCUUUUCCCAAUU